ACUACCCACUAUCAUUUCUUUAUCACAACCAAGUUGUUUCCUAUGUAGCGAAAUAGCGAUGGCAUUUCUGCUCACACGUCGACCGGAACUCGGCGUAUAAACCGCUCGAUUCCUACAUUUUCGAUAUUGGGGGCCCUACGAAACGAACCGAAUUUCUAUGUGAAUAAACGUUCUUUUGAACAGAUCAUAUCAAAGUUCCACUACUAUCACCAACAUAUCGCGUUAUCACAAACAUGCACGCUGAUAAUGCUGUUAAACACCUCGAUGAGGUUCAUUCGCUCUCAGACUACGAGAUUUCAUCGUGUAUUUUGUUAGUGAAAGUAUCCUCGAUACUUUUUAAUGAACUUGUGCAAUUACAUUUUAUUUAAAUGCCACUGUGAGAAUUUCGGGAUAAAUUUUCCGAUCGAGUUUACAUUAUGUUGGACGUUACAUAUCCCGUCAAAAUUGGACCUGUGGAAGUUAUAAUGAAUAGACACGUUCUGGAAAAGCGCAGAAAACUCCGUCAUAAAUUGGGCGAAGACGAAGCUUGGGGUAGUAAUGGUGCAAAUGCGAUGGUUACUGACGAACACGUUAUUUCCGACAAAGAACCGGUGACAGAAAACAAGUUGUCCAGCUCUAGUCCACCAGUUGGCGACGAUAAAAUAGAUAAAAGCAAAUCAGUAGACGAAGGGGUAACGCCACGUUUAAGACUAAAAACGAAUCUGGCGACUGAUCCAGCCCUUCAACCUGCAACUGUUAUAACUACUAUAAAAACGGAACCUGAUGCAACGUCUCCGGCGCAUACGGCGGAAUACUUCUCGACUUUACCUUCCGCGUUGCAAAACGUUUUGGCAAACAGCAGGUUUUUUUUACCCCCGUCUUUGCACUUGCCCGAAGCUCCUAGUCGUCCAGAAGCCGCCGCGGAGGUUGCACGUCAAAAUAGUGCCCCGAUUUACAUGUGCGCGCCAUGCAGUAUACGAUUCUCCUCAUUGAGUACCUUGGAAGCCCACCAGACCUACUACUGUUCCCACAGGGCGAACAAAAACGCAAGUGAUGCUGAAGACGGAAAGGCGAAUUCGCUCGCGGACGUAAGCGGAAACCACUCCGAUCAAGAUGUUUCGGAAACUUCUUCUAAAGCAAUACGCACUGGAAAGCAGUAUACGUGUACUCACUGUUCGUAUAGUGCCGACAAGAAAGUGAGUUUAAACCGGCAUAUGCGAAUGCAUACAGUAUCCCCAUGCACAAUAACUGCGACGACCACAUUGGCAAAUGGUGAAGGGACAACGCACGAAACCCAAGACAGGUACUGCGCCGAUUGUGACAUACGUUUCAGUUCGCAAAAAACGUUCAGAGCUCACAAGUUGCACUACUGCAGCUCUAGGCAUAUGUCAAAAUCGUCCGUGUCGGUGAAUGCACCCGCGAUCAGUUCAAAAACAACAUCCAGCUGUACGUCUGGUUCCACCUCAACGUCACCAGUAGACACGGUACCAUGCAAAACGCCCCCUUCACCGUCGGCAUCCUCGACGCAACAGCCGUUUCUCGCAUUACCGACAAAUCCAAUACUUAUCGUGCCAUAUUCUGUAUUCCGCGGAGCGAGCUUCCUUCCAGGACUGUUACCAAACGUCACCGGUCUUCCGGCUCCCGACGCACCUUGCUUUCUACUCCCUAACGGAACCCUACAGCCGAUGUCCCAGGCAGUAACGCCGAGCGCGCCACCGCCAUUACCGGAAGUGUUAAAGUCGGCGAAUAAGGCGAAAGAACCCACAACCGUGAAGGACUCGACGGGUCCCUUAGACUUAAGCAUGCGAAAAACGCCCGAAUUAAAAGAACCCGCGGACUACGAAAAGGAAAACAUCAAACAAAGAUCUCCAACGCCCGAACUGAUAGUCUGCGCGCCCGCUCUCCACGGAUCGCCCCCUGUAACUCCGCCGUCCGUCCGUGCAGCAUCGCCCAUACAGGUACCAUCCCCGAAGCGAAAACACGACUAUGAUUCGUCCAGAAGCAACAGCCCUCGACUGUCCAAACCCGUGACCAAAGCCAUGCCCGAUCAAGCUAGGAGUCCAGACAACGCGAAAAACACCCCCUUUGGAAUACCGACGAACUUACACCCGCUGUUACUGCGCGCGGGUUCGAUGUCUUUGUUCCCGCCCGAGCUGCAAAUACGACUGGCCGCGGGCGAAUUACCAACCAUUCCGGCAACUACCCCCCAGGUUCUGGUGAAGCAGGGCGUUUCCAAAUGUAAAGAGUGCAAUAUUGUCUUCUGCAAGCACGAGAACUACGUCGUGCACAAAAAACAUUACUGUUCCGCCCGACUGCAGGACGAAGAGAUAUCAAAGAGUUCCGUUAGUCCGCCGGUUAGUCCUGGAAGCGCGGGCGCUACUAGUCCCGCGGGGCAAUAUCAGCAGCUAAUCUGUUUGGCGUGCGGGAUCAAGUUUACCUCGUUAGAUAACUUAAACGCGCACCAGUCGUACUACUGUCUUAAGCGCGGCGACGUUGAGGUGCGACGGUGCGGAAAGUGUCGCGGUAUCGCGGAACCCGGCCAUCACUGCAACGCAUCGGGAACAUUUGCGGGAUGGAAAUGUCCCUGUUGUGAUGUGGUUAGUGCAACUGCUAGUGCAGCUCAAAGACACAUGGACACACAUACCGGUGUGAAAGCGUAUAGGUGUACAAUUUGUCGUUAUAAAGGGAAUACACUUCGGGGCAUGCGCACGCACAUUCGAAUGCAUUUUGAUAAACGUUCUCCAGAUUUACAGGAAGAAAAGUAUAUCACCUACAUUCUCGAAGAUGACAGCGCUAACGUCAUAGAAACCAGCGUCACGCCGUCUAUCGCAAUACCUCCAAGCGUUGCAGAGGACCGGGCGAUAUCGCCUAGUUCCGAAGGCUGCACGGAACCUCUUCACCAUUGCGCGGAAUGUAAUUACAGCAGUGUAUAUAAAGCAAAUGUGUUGCGCCAUAUUAAAUUAAUUCACAACACGCACGAAGAAGAGCACCUCUCAAACGGUUCAACCGACAAAAAUUCAAAAUCAAUGCCGACACUCGAAGAAGACGACGAAGUGGUCGUGAAGAAGGAGGCGAUUGAGCCCGAAGUUAUAAUCGCUCCUAUAGACGACGCAAUCAAAGAAGAAGUCUUGGAUGUGGAUAUAAAACCAAAACACGACGUUGAACAAGAAGGAUCAAAACAAACGGGGAAGUACUGCAAGUCUUGCGAUAUUUCUUUCAAUUACUACUCAACGUACGUGGCGCAUAAGAAGUUUUACUGUUCAAGUCACGCGGGAGAGAUUAACGUUCCGAACUCCAACAAUAACAAUAAUAACAAUUCGUCGACGAGAUCGAACGAAACUUCAGUUCUUUGAGUGCACGUUUAAUGGAAGCCAAAAGGUCUGAUAAACAAACACUGACCAAUAUGUUGUACUACGGCCAGUUCACGUAUACGCAAAAUAUGACAUAAUUCCACAACCAACAUGUUUCAACCGGAUGAGACAAACACUAUGUGAAUAUUCGUUUCAAACUGCAAUAGUUACAUUAUUAUGGUUUUCGUUUGUAAAGUUUUUUACAUCAUUACCGAUGUCAUGUAUAGAUAGGUAUAGGUAUAUAUACAAUAUGGUUAAUUUUGUAAUACUUUAGUUCUAUUAGAUGUAUAAUUCGUAUAUGCCAAAGCAUUUUACUAUUACAAUAAGUUGCAAUUUAUAUUGGUUUAAAACUCGAAUGUAGCAUUUAAAGCUUGUAUUCAUAUCAUUUUACGAUAAGAACUUCUUUUUCUCACUUGGAUUGUCAACAAUUAAUGUUCAAGUGAAUAAAUGUUAUAGCUGUUUGGUGUUUUAAACACCUCAUAAAACAUAUAAAGUGAUUAAACUUGGAGACAAUAAAUUAUUUAUU
Messenger RNA from Photinus pyralis (common eastern firefly), 3855 nucleotides. RefSeq names its product zinc finger protein ush (gene ush). Gene Ontology annotation, biological process: cell differentiation; heart development; negative regulation of transcription by RNA polymerase II. The record is from RefSeq and is a predicted model, not a curated record. The coding region runs from base 417 to 3332 and encodes 971 amino acids. The transcript has 3 exons. Gene Ontology annotation, cellular component: nucleus. Gene Ontology annotation, molecular function: RNA polymerase II-specific DNA-binding transcription factor binding. Lineage: Eukaryota; Metazoa; Arthropoda; Insecta; Coleoptera; Lampyridae.